Molecule: messenger RNA, 3694 nt
Organism: Anas platyrhynchos (mallard)
Lineage: Eukaryota; Metazoa; Chordata; Aves; Anseriformes; Anatidae
Gene: ZDHHC3
Product: zDHHC palmitoyltransferase 3
Molecular function (GO): palmitoyltransferase activity
Source: RefSeq, a predicted model, not a curated record
GUGGCUCCCGGCGCCGCCCCGCCGACAGCCGCGGGAGGGGGACGGGGACGGGGACAGGGACGGGGCCGGGGGGGGGCGCCGCGUGUGCGGGGCUCGCCCGCACCGGGACCCGCACCGGGACCGGCAGCGGGACGGCAAACGGGGCCGCUGGCGGCCGGAGGCGGCUCGGCGGCCUGCGGGCUGUAAGAAGAUGAACGCCUGAUUCCUCAGCAGAUGCAUGCCCACUGUGCCCAGAUGCAAGUAUGGACAUAAUAGCCUAUGAUGCUUACUCCAGUCCACCGCUUCAGAGAUAUUGAAAGGAAACCUGAAUACCUACAGCCAGAAAAGUGCGUUCCACCUCCUAGCCGCGCUUCCCUGGGAACAAUGUGGUUUAUUCGAGAUGGCUGUGGUAUUGCAUGUGCUGUCGUCACCUGGAUGCUGGUGUUCUACGCCGACUUCGUAGUCCUCCUUGUCAUGCUGGUUCCAUCGAGAGAUUACGUUUAUAGUGUCAUCAAUGGCACGCUGUUCAACACCUUGGCUUUCCUCGCUUUGGCUUCCCAUUUCCGAGCUAUGCUGACAGAUCCAGGUGCUGUACCCAAAGGUAAUGCAACAAAGGAGUUCAUUGAGAGUUUACAGCUAAAGCCAGGACAGGUGGUUUACAAGUGCCCAAAAUGUUGUAGCAUCAAACCUGACAGAGCACAUCACUGCAGUGUUUGCAAGAGGUGUAUUCGGAAAAUGGACCAUCACUGCCCGUGGGUCAAUAACUGUGUAGGAGAGAAUAACCAGAAGUACUUUGUACUGUUUACAAUGUAUAUAGCACUGAUCUCCCUGCAUGCUCUGAUUAUGGUGGGAUUUCACUUCUUGUAUUGCUUUGAAGAAGACUGGACAAAAUGCAGCUCCUUCUCUCCACCAACCACGGUGAUACUCCUCAUCCUCUUGUGUUUCGAGGCUCUCCUAUUUCUCAUCUUCACCUCAGUUAUGUUUGGGACCCAAGUACACUCCAUCUGCACUGACGAAACGGGUAUUGAGCGUCUUAAAAACCAGAAGCCCACCUGGGAGAAGAUCAGCGGCUGGGAAGGGAUGAGGGCGGCCUUCGGCGGUGCUUUCUCCUUGGCGUGGCUCAGUCCUUUCUCAAAUCUGGACUGCAAGAGCCAGCCGCCAGCUGGGGUGGAGGCAGCAGCCCCCGCAUCCGCGAUCAUGACCCAAGAAGAAAUCGAGCAGUUCCUGGCUCGCGACGUCGCCAUCCAGGUGUUACGUGAAUAAGCAAAGCAUCCUUGGAGGUGUCCAGGGACGGUUUCAGGUCCUUUUGUUUUAAUAGCUACUCGCACUGGAGAGAGGUAGGGUGGGUUUUCGGUUGGUCGGUUUGUUUUUAAUGUACUUCGGGUGCAGAAAAUAAUUCGGGAGUAUUUAUCGGGAAGCCAGGGCCGGCACUAGCAGAAGCAGUGCAAAUCUCCAGCCAAAGCUUUAUAAACGGGGAGAUUCAUAAGCUCCUCUCUCCUGACCCGUGUCGCCUGCUGUAUUGAGCACUUCUAACGUGGCCUUUAAGGAAAGCUGCCAGCGUGGUCCCAGAAGGUGCAUCCCGGGGGGUCUGCGAGCCCUUGUGUCCUUCAGAGGCUGCGUGAGAAGCGUGGUGUGUAGGCCGCGUUACUCGGCUCUGAAGGUUUUGCUAAAAACACCUCCUUUUGAGCUCAGCCUGUGGACACCAGCUCUGGACUGUGAAGGAUGCUGGAGUUUGGGCUCCUGGCAGAGGUCGGGUGCUGGGUUUUGGGAACACUGGGGCUGUUCCUGCACUCACGGAGCUAUCUGCACCCCACCGUGCUGCUGGGCUUGCUCUGCUUACGCCUCUUCUUCCUUCUCUGGGUAGCCAGAGGUAGCUGGCAACGAGCAUUGCCUCUUAAUCCUUCCUCUAACGUUGUCCUGUCAGUGUUUGCUGCUAAUCAGGGGCUCCUUAAGCUAAUUUCGCAGCCAGCUCCUGGUGGACGGUGUCAGCACGGAGGAGGACCUCGUGUCGCCCAAGGAGGAUGCUGCUGCAGGUGGCAGUGGUCACGGCAGGAGCAUGUGGGGACCACAAACUGCACACUCUGGGCACCAGUUACAGCAGCUUUAUAUUUAGAGUAUUAUUCUGUUGGUUGUUGUGUUGUUUUCUUCUUCACGUCAUCUCCCUCAUCUUAAUUAGCAGGGAAUUUUGCAGGGUACCAGGGAGACGUGCUCCUGGGUUUCCACCACGGGCUGUGCUUGGCUUCGAGCCCCCCGCCCCAGAACGUGGAACAAAGACGAUUGCUUCCUCUAGAAAAAAAGAUAAAAGAGGCAGGGAGGGAUUGUGGGAGACUUGGGUUAAGUUUCUGUUAUUUAUUGAAGCAAUACCAGGUGGGAUUUCUGCAAGAUUUUAUUUUAUUUUUUUUCAUGACAGUGAUAAAGGAGCUUUGGGGAUGAAAAUGUGGUAACAAACAGAGCCUGAUGACUGUUAGGAGCACAGUUUGGGUGCAAACCAGGAAAAAAAAAAAAAAAGAUAUUUGCAAACAAGAGCAUUAAUGGGACAUGAGGGACAUACACAGAUCUGUACGGGAUUUCCUAUAGGGAUGUUUAAGGAGGACACUAAGACUGGCUCAUGUUUCCUCAUUUUGGCUUGCUGCUCAGCCUCUGCCUGCCCCCUCUGAGCUUCUCUGCCCCUGCUGCCCUACCCAUGGGGUGGGAAUGGUGCUGCGGGGUCCUGCAGGAGAAACGAGGUCGUGGCUGGACACCAGCAGCUUUGGGAGCAGAGCACUUGGAGGUAAUUUGAUGGCUACAUCCGAGGUGUGACUGCUGGGGCGGGCUGAGGGCCUCAGUUUGGGGAAAAUUGCCUUGUGCCAUGUCUGGGUGAUGCUCCUCGGGUGCUGCUCUCAUUGCUUUGGGUGGACGCGGGUUGAGGCGGCGUGUUUUGGCCUCUGCUCUCCAGGCUGGUGCACCCCGUCGUGUCCCACCUCCUGCAUCGCUCCUCAGGUGCUGGCAUUUCCUUGUUUUGUUUUGUUUUUCUUUAUUUUUUAAUAACUGAAACUGGAAAGCAGCAUGACGUGAGGGGUGAGGCUGCCCCCCUCCUCCCCCUACACCCUCCCACAUUUUCAUCCCAGCCAAGGGGCAGGAGCUGGAAACCUUCCAGCAUCAGGAACCCAGAGUAUUUCCUUCACAUCCUCACUCUACCUCCUGCCCUGCCUCGACACAGCGUGGCAAACGUUGGGGAAGUGGCAGAAGCCUUCAGGAGAUGGAGAAACGUCCUUUAUUGCUGGCUCUGCCACAGAUCUCACACCUUAAUUCCCACCCGCCUGCUCGAGACCAAAUGUGAUUUCCGUGAAAUUGAAACCAAAUCCCUGGUUCCCCUCCCCUUCCCUUUGCGUGCCUGUUGCCCCCCGUGCCGUGGUGCCUUCGCCUCCAGCCCUGUGUGUGGUGGCUGCCCCAGGGGCCCUCGAGGAUGCUCCCCCCAGUGAAGGCCCCGUGGUGAGGGCACCUGCCUGGGCUGGGGCUCCUGCUGCUGCUCCGGGGUGAGGAUUUCCUCCGUGGUGGGACAGGGUCGUGGUGGCUGUGGGAAGCCUUCCUCUACUCUGGUGUCUUCCACAGCAGGUUUUUCUAUGCAAGUUGAGCACUUACAUCUCUUGGAAAUGUAUGUAUUUUGGUAAUUGUAACUCCUGUUUUAUGCCUCUGGGGGCUAAGUGUACUUAUUAUUAAAGAAUUAACACUUCCA